UUCUUCAUCGUUCAUUUUCUUAUUAUUCCUUUUUGAUUUUUUUUUACCAAAUCGGUUUUUUUGGCAACAGAAUGUUGUUGUUGGGUUGGUAGAGAUUAUAAUUAGAGAGAGAAAAAGGAAAGGAAGGGUCCUUCAGAUAUGGCUCCAGCUGGGAAGCAUUCUGGGUUUCGUAGAGAAGGCAAUCACUGGUUUUGCAAUGGUGAACUGCCUAGUGAUAUUAGUGUUUCCAUUGAAGGCGUUACUUUCCAUCUUCAUAAGUUCCCUCUUGUGGCAAAAUGUGGAAAAAUUGUACAAAAACAUGAAGAAUCCAGUAAUAUGGUGCUGGUGCUGGAAGAAUUCCCUGGUGGCCCUGACACUUUCUUAAUUGUGGCCAAAUUCUGUUACGGUUUUCGUGUGGAAUUGACAGCCAGAAAUGUAAUUUUAGUUUAUUGUGCCGCAGACUACCUUGAAAUGACAGAUGAAUUCGGGGAAGAUAAUUUGUUAUCGAGAUCAGAGGGCUUUUUCCAUAAGAAUAUUCUGCACAAUUGGAAAGAUUGUAUUUUGGCUCUCCAAAGUUCUGAGCCUAUUCUACAGAAGGCUGAAAAGCUUCACUUAGUCGACAAGUGUUUGAAUGCUCUCUCAGUGAUGGUUUGUACAGAUCCUAGUUUGUUCGGAUGGCCAAGGAUGAUGUAUGGGAGUUUACAAAGUCCUGGUGGAAGCAUUCUAUGGAAUGGUAUAAAUACCGGCGCAAGAAUUCAAAGCUCAGAGUCUGACUGGUGGUUUGAAGACAUCUCAUUUCUGAGUGUGAGUUUGUUUGAGAGGCUUUUUAAGACAAUGCAAGUGAGGGGUAUAAGACCCGAAAACCUUGAAGGUGCCAUAAUGUACUAUUGUAGGAAAUACUUACCAGGUUUGGAUCGUUGGCAGAGUGGACAAGGUAGCAAGACUAGAACGGUUGCAAGCUUCAGUUUCACACCAUCUGCCGUUGAUCAGAGGGUUCUAUUGGAAAGCAUAGAGAAACUCCUUCCUUUCAGGAAGGGAACAUCCUUUUGUCGUUUCCUACUGGGGCUUGUUCGCGUGGCUUUGAUAUUGAAUGUGAAUCAGACAUGCAAGGAUUCAUUAGAGAGGAGAGUAGGUACACAAUUGGAACUGGCAACUCUGGAUAGUCUUCUCAUUCCUAAUUAUUCAGAUUCCGAUACGCUAUAUAACACGGACUGCAUUGAGCGGAUUGUCCAUCACUUUAUGUCUACAGAAUCAAAUAAAACCGCCUUUUCUUCUUCAUCGGUUGAUCCACAAGCACUACCAUCAUCUGAAUCCUUAAUGAAAGUUGGAAAGUUGAUAGAUAGCUACAUUGCAGAAAUUGCUUCUGAUGUAAAUUUGAAACCUGGAAAGAUACGCUCCCUCGCAGAAUCCCUUCCAGAGUCAUCAAGAUCAUUGCAUGAUGGAAUUUACAGAGCACUCGACAUAUAUUUCAAGGCACAUCCAUGGCUCUCAGACAAAGAGAAAGAAGAACUGUGUGGCAUUAUUGACUUCCAGAAACUCUCAAUCCAUGCCUGCACACAUGCAUCACAAAACGAUAGGUUUCCCCUCAGAGUUGUUCUUCAAGUGUUGUUCUUCGAACAGCUGCAGUUAAGAACGGCAUUAGCCAGCUGUCUCCAUGCAUUGGACAAUGAAAUCAACCCGGCAGCUCCUUCAAUUGUUGCAGGCGAUACGGCAGGUCAAAUCGUACAAAGGGAUGGAUGGGUGACUGUGGUACGCGAAAAUCAAGUUCUAAAGGUGGAUAUGGAAAAUAUGAGGUCUAGAGUUGGAGAACUUGAACAAGAAUUUGGUAAAAUAAAGCAAGAAAUGAAAACCAUAUCAAAAUCCCAUAGUUCCCUUAGCUCUCCUCGGUUAGUUGCCCGGAAAAUUGGGUGGAAGCUUGGUCGGCGUCGAUCUUCAGAGACUCAACCAGAAACUCGUGAUCGCACUGGUCAUCGAUCAAGAGCAUCGAUUGAAUAUGAACCUCAAUCACAUAGGUCUGCACACAGAAAAAGUUUUUCUUUGGUGUAAUAUAAACAAAUAAUAGCUCCUCUUUACACAUACAUAGCAGUUUUGCAGUUUUGUGUGGUUUCUAAAUUUCUACAAAGGAAAGGGAAGGAAAAUGUUUCUUGAUCCAUUUCUUUUAUAAUAAAUUUCAGAGAAGUUUACAAGCUUCAAGCUUGGACAAUGGACAUUUUCCAUUUCUUUCCCUUGUGUAUAACAUGUAGACUUCUUAGAAGUAAAGUUUCACCGGGAAACAUCAAAUUUUCCUAAUUGGAGGAUGUUUUUGUUCUUGUUUUGAAUUGGGGAAUGCUAUUAUAUUUAUCCCUCUGUAUUUAUUCUUCAUCAACCAUAAGCUAGUGACAUAUCACUUUUAUACAGAUGGAAAUUCAAA
This is a messenger RNA of Arachis duranensis, 2389 nucleotides long. RefSeq names its product BTB/POZ domain-containing protein At3g44820-like. The record is from RefSeq and is a predicted model, not a curated record. The coding region runs from base 139 to 2025 and encodes 628 amino acids. Lineage: Eukaryota; Viridiplantae; Streptophyta; Magnoliopsida; Fabales; Fabaceae. The transcript is spliced from 4 exons.